Dermochelys coriacea (leatherback sea turtle) is the source of this 2170-nucleotide messenger RNA. It is a transcript of the gene RRH, whose product is annotated as retinal pigment epithelium-derived rhodopsin homolog. NCBI's taxonomy places the organism in Eukaryota, Metazoa, Chordata, Testudines, Dermochelyidae. Gene Ontology annotation, cellular component: photoreceptor outer segment; membrane. The record is from RefSeq and is a predicted model, not a curated record. Gene Ontology annotation, biological process: visual perception; G protein-coupled receptor signaling pathway. Gene Ontology annotation, molecular function: G protein-coupled receptor activity. Bases 539 to 1573 code for a protein of 344 amino acids. The transcript has 7 exons.
ACUUAUAGUAAGGAGUAAAAGUGGAGUUUAGAUGAGGUGUAUCCUACGUUUUAGAGAAACUAUUUUUUAUUUUUAGUGUUCCUAUCAUGUGCUCUCUGUGAUUAUUAGAAUUAAUUCCAAAGAAGGCUGAAGUUCUAUUGAAUCUAGCCAACUCUUGUCUAGAUCUUCUGAAAUGUUGCACAAGAAGUUGAAGUAAAAAGUGUGUGGGCAUGUGACAGCUAAUCUCUUUAGCAAUAAGACUGAAAUGUAAGCAUCUUGUUGGAAGUACUCCUUUUCUUUUUGCGAAUACAGACUAACACGGCUGCUACUCUGGCACCUAGUUCUGUGCUGCUCUUUGUUUUGCUUAGAAGCUUUUCCUUGCACAAAUUGGGCACGUAAACUCCUUUGCAUAGUCCAGUUAAAUCCUGUUGGUAGCUUCUCAGUGGAGGGUGGGGGGAUGGGAGUUUUUAAAAAUUGUUCAAUGAGUCUGUUUCAUAAUGAAAGAAUUUGCCUGAAAGGAUCUGGGAGUGUUUUGUGUAUGUCCUCUUGAAGAAUCGACAUGGAGGGAAUACCCCAGUUUCUUCAGUCUAAAAUGUUUUGGAAUGUUUCAACUAACUCCUCAGAAAGUGAAAAUGAAGCUCAGUCAGCCUUUUCACAGACUGAGCACAAUAUAGUCGCAGCUUACUUAAUAACAGCAGGGGUGAUAAGCCUUCUCAGUAACAUAAUUGUGUUAGGCAUCUUUGUUAAGUACAAGGAACUUCGGACAGCAACAAAUGCAAUUAUUAUUAACUUGGCUUUUACCGACAUCGGUGUUAGUGGCAUUGGUUAUCCUAUGUCUGCUGCUUCAGACCUACAUGGAAGCUGGAAAUUUGGCUACACCGGAUGCCAGAUCUAUGCUGCCUUAAAUAUCUUCUUUGGAAUGGCAAGUAUUGGGUUGCUUACAGUUGUUGCAAUUGAUCGUUACCUGACAAUCUGCAGGCCUGAUAUAGGAAGAAGAAUGACUACCUGCAACUAUACUUCCCUGAUCCUAGCUGCUUGGAUAAAUGCAGUCUUUUGGGCCUUGCUGCCUAUUGUAGGUUGGGCUAGCUACGCCCCAGAUCCAACAGGAGCCACUUGCACAAUAAACUGGCGGAAAAAUGAUGCGUCCUUUGUUUCUUAUACAAUGAUCGUAAUUGCUGUUAAUUUUGUCGUGCCCUUAACAGUCAUGUUUUACUGUUACUACAAUAUUUCCCGAACAAUGAAACAGUACACUACCAGUAACUGCCUGGAGAGCAUCAACAUAGACUGGUCUGAUCAAGUAGAUGUAACAAAGAUGUCUAUUGUGAUGAUUGUGAUGUUUUUGGUGGCUUGGUCUCCAUAUUCCAUUGUAUGCUUAUGGUCUUCCUUUGGAGACCCAAAGAAGAUUUCUCCUGCAAUGGCCAUCAUAGCACCUCUAUUUGCAAAAUCUUCCACAUUUUAUAACCCCUGUAUUUAUGUCAUUGCAAACAAAAAGUUCCGGAGAGCAAUCCUGGCAAUGGUUCGAUGUCAAACUCGGCAGGAGAUAACUAUUAAUAACGCCUUACCAAUGAGUGUCUCUCAAAGCACACUAACAUGACGAGGCUGCUUGAAAGCACUGCCACUUUAUUUACCCUAUAGUAUAUGUUUUGUACACUACAUGGAAAUAAGUGGUCAAACCUGGGCCACAAUUACAUUUGUAUUACACUGUAAUAAUAAUCCACUCCAACAUGCCAGUUUGUUUCUCUUUGUCUCGAUAAUAUUUAAUACAGUUUUUUCUUAAAAUGCCAAGAUUUUAGUACUGAAGACUAGGCUAAUUGGCAUAAUAUGCUUAUCCCUCUCAAAAGGCGAUCGUGAAUGCUCAGUGUGUUUUGUAACUCUUGGAUAGUGGGAUAAAAUGGUGUGGGAGAGAGGAAGGGAGAAUAAAGCGGGAUCUGCUUAAUUGUGCUACAGUAAUGGAAAUAAAUUUUGUGUAUGCAUAAUUCUUUUGGUAUGUGUAAUUUCCCUCUUUGAACUCUAAACCAGUUCCCAAAACUUCUGGCACAGUACUACUGUAUCCUGCAUUCCCUUCCGUGUCUUAAAUGCACAGAUUGAUCUGACCUGAAAAGGUUGCUUCUGUGAGUACUGUAGUAUGCAGACCUAUUUAACUCCAGUAUUGCCAACUCUCUUUAUUAUCAGUUUUGUGAUAUUUGGUGUU